UUCAGUUUCCAAGAAAAAUGGCUUCUGAUACAAAAACAUGGUUAAUUUUGCAUCUUCUUUUCUUGAUUGCAUGUUACAUGCAACAUUGUGUCAAUGGAGAAUCGUCUCAAGUGCCUUGCCUUUUCAUAUUUGGAGACUCUUUCUCUGACAGUGGAAAUAACAACUAUAUUCCAACAAUUGCAAAAGCUAAUUACCCACCAUAUGGAAUUGAUUAUCCAGAUGGCCCAACAGGAAGAGUUACUAAUGGAGAAACACAAGUUGACAUAAUUGGUAACCUUCUUGGAUUUGAGAAACCCAUCCCACCAUUUGAAAAUAUUAACGGCUCAGAUAUACGUAAAGGAGUUAACUAUGCAUCUAGUUCGGCUGGAAUUCGUAAUGAAACCGGAAAACAAACCAUGCGUACUAAUAUCGACUUGGGACAACAGAUAGAAAAUCACAAAAGCAUUGUUGCUCAAAUUGCUAGCAAGACUAUAGGUGUUAUAAGUCCUUUGGAAUAUCUGAAAAAGUGCUUGUAUUUUGUUUAUAUAGGCACCAAUGAUUAUGCACUAAAUUAUUUUCAGCCUCAAUUUUACCCAACAAGUAGUACCUAUAGACCCGAACAGUAUGCUCAAGUUCUGUCGAACCAGUUAUCCGAUUAUGUAGAGGAUUUGUAUGAUCUUGGGGCAAGAAAAUUUGUGGCAGUUGGGUUGGGGAAAAUAGGCUGCACUCCAAUGGCCCUAAACAAUACUAUAACCGACUUCAAAAGAUCAAAAUGUGUUGAAAGGCUAAAUGAUAUAGAAGCAAUGUAUAGUCACAGGCUAAGAUCUCUAGUAAAUCAGUUCAAUACCAAACAUCAAGAUUCCAAAGCUAUUUUUGUUAAUACUACUGCAAUUGGAUUAGACAGUUCACUUGAAAGUUCAGUACUUGGUUUUACCAAUUUUAAUCAAUCUUGUUGUCCAACGAUGUCCGAUGGAUUUUGUGUUCGUGAUUCGACACCAUGCGCGAAUAGAGAUGAAUAUAUUUAUUAUGAUGGAAUUCAUCCCACAUCAGCUGUGAACAACAUCACUGCAUCUCUUGCAUAUGAUAGUACUGAUCAUCCAGAGAUAACUUCUCCAAUGGAUAUUAAACAUCUUGCUCAACUUGUUAUAUAAAAUAGUUUGAGUAUCAAUUGAGCCCUAAAUAAACUCAACUUGUUUGCAUUAUGAAACUAUAAGCUCACUUUAUAAUUAUGUGUAAGCAAUAAUAAAUAAGCAAUCAUGCAUUGAGUAAAAUAAAUUUGGAUUGAUGUUAUGAUCCUUUGUAUUGUCUGAGUGGCUUAGUUUGAUGUUGGACUCAGUUCUUGUAAAUGUAAUAAAUGAUGGAAUGAUGUAAAAUAGAUUU
Vicia villosa (hairy vetch) is the source of this 1359-nucleotide messenger RNA. RefSeq names its product GDSL esterase/lipase At1g29660-like. Gene Ontology annotation, molecular function: hydrolase activity, acting on ester bonds. The transcript is spliced from 5 exons. The record is from RefSeq and is a predicted model, not a curated record. NCBI's taxonomy places the organism in Eukaryota, Viridiplantae, Streptophyta, Magnoliopsida, Fabales, Fabaceae. The coding region runs from base 18 to 1130 and encodes 370 amino acids.